This is a messenger RNA of Diospyros lotus (date-plum), 853 nucleotides long. RefSeq lists its product as uncharacterized. The record is from RefSeq and is a predicted model, not a curated record. Gene Ontology annotation, biological process: regulation of DNA-templated transcription. The coding region runs from base 16 to 753 and encodes 245 amino acids. Gene Ontology annotation, molecular function: double-stranded DNA binding. The transcript has 3 exons. Lineage: Eukaryota; Viridiplantae; Streptophyta; Magnoliopsida; Ericales; Ebenaceae.
UGGCCUUUCCGGGGAAUGAAAUGUUGUUUCCCGGAACAGAAAUACCGUCCAGACGUUUCUGAUUUGGCAAGUCAGAGAGGCUCUGACCGACCGGAAACUGCUGGUAGCAUCCGCUUCCUAGUUACUAUCCCAGGGAUGCCUGGAAAUUCAUUAUCUUCCCCUCUCUUGACAUUUAACUCUGGGAUAUGCUUCUCCUUUUCUUCUCCUGAUCUUGCAACAGCUGCAUCGGUUGUGAAUUUUCACUUAGUAAGGGGAGCUUGGCCCCUUCCUUUGUCAUGUAGGACAUGGGAGUUGCAUUCCACGGCCCAAACCAAUAACUUAGUCUUAAGCAAUGAAGAAAGGCCGACUUGGGAAGCAUGUAAACAAGCUCUUUCUGUGUUUAAAUUCAGCGCAGACGAGGAAGACAAAAUACUUGGCAAAGCAUUCGGCCAUGUUCACUCGCCUUACUGGGGCGAAGAAAGGAAAAAGGAAGUGCCAACUCUUGAACUUGUCAAUGAAACAUUGGACUAUCUGAGGAGCCUAACCCUGUCGGAUGAUGACAUUUCGAAGCUGCUCAAGAAGUUCCCUGAAGUUCUGGGUUGCAGUCUUGAAGACGAGUUGAGGACCAAUGUGCAGAUUUUGGUGGAGAAGUGGGGAAUAGAAGGGAAACCCCUUCGAAACCUCCUCCUUCGUAAUCCAAAACCACUGGGCUACAAUGUUGAUUGCAAGGGAGAUUGUAUGGCUCAAUGUACUCGUUGUUGGGCUCGAUUUUAGCUGCAUAAAUUCUCUUUGUAUAAGGGUCUUCGGAAGAUAAGAUCACAAAUAAAAAUGAUAUGUAGCCGACGAUAUCAUGAGAUGAGAUAAAAAUUUGAUA